UCACGUGGCAGCGAUAGUGACUGCAGCGGGCGCGUCCCGGGACUAUAUAAAAGAGCUGGCAUCCCUUCUCUAUCUACACGGAGAAAUUCAGGCUUCUCAGGUGUACUUGUAUUUCCAUCAAAAUGCGGGCUCUGGCAGUGAUCCUUGCUCUGGCAGUAAUUACUGGCUGCCAUGCUCGUGUCCUGUUUCAGGAUGAUGCCACCCAGCCCAGAUGGGAGGAGAUGGUGGACAACUUCUGGCAGUAUGUGGCGGAACUCAACUCACACGCUGAUGGUGUGGUGCAGAACAUCAAGAGCUCCCAGCUUAGCAGAGAGCUCGACACCCUGAUUAGUGACACCAUGGCUGAGCUGAGCUCCUACAGUGACAAUCUUCAAACCCAGUUAGCUCCAUAUGCCUCUGAUGCUACUGGUCAGCUGAGCAAGGAUCUCCAGCUCUUGGCUAGCAAACUGGAGACUGACAUGACCAAUGCCAAGGAGCGCUCCACUCAGUACCUGCAAGAGCUGAAAACCAUGAUGGAGCAGAACGCUGAUGAUGUGAAGAACCGUGUAAACACCUACACUCGCAAACUGAAGAAGCGCUUGAAUAAGGACACAGAGGAGAUCCGCAACACCGUGGCUACCUACUUGGAAGAGCUGCAGUCUCGUGCUUCCCAGAAUGCUGAUGCCGUGAAGGAUCGCCUUGAGCCCUACCUGAGCCAGGUCCAAGAGGGCGCCAACCAAAAAUUGGGUACCAUUAAUGAUUUGGUGAAGACCCAGGCCCAGGAGUUAAGCGAGCAGCUGGAAGUUCAGGCUGGAGCACUGAAAGAGAAGCUGGAGCAGACCGCUGAGUCCCUACGUACCUCACUGGAGGGACGCAUGGAGGAGCUGACAAGCCUCCUCAACCCAUACUCUGAGAAGAUCCGUGAGCAGCUGCAGGUCGUCAUGGACAAGAUCAAAGAGGCCACAGCAGCUCUUCCCAGUCAAGCUUAGGAACUCUGUACACUGUACAGUUAGAACAAUCUUCUGUUAACACCAAACAUAAAAAAGUAGCAAAGAUAGAAUGGAAGAUCUCGUUACUGAAAUGUGAUUUUUUCAUUUAAUGGGAGGUUGAUGAGUGUUAAGAGCUGGACCUGAAUUGGCUAGUGCUGUCCAUUAUUGGACAAAAUAAUAACUGUGUACUCACCAUGUUUAUUUUCUCAGUAUUAACCUACUGUCUGAGGAUAUCCUUUUAAUAAAUGUCUUGGAAGUUAUUAAAGAGGUAAUUUUUCCUAGUUAGUAGGGUCAACCUGACAUUAUUCAAAAUAACAGUAAAGCAUAAAAAAAGUGCCUUUAACUGCUGAACUAUCAAAAUCUAUAAAGAGAUGAGCUUUGUUAGCCACAACUCAAAUAAAUGCUUGUUUACUUUUGUGUGUGAACUGUUUGAAUGUGUUUGCAAUAAAUCUGUGUCCAACUACACAA
This is a messenger RNA of Myxocyprinus asiaticus (Chinese sucker), 1436 nucleotides long. Its product is annotated as apolipoprotein Eb-like. Lineage: Eukaryota; Metazoa; Chordata; Actinopteri; Cypriniformes; Catostomidae. Gene Ontology annotation, molecular function: lipid binding. The transcript is spliced from 5 exons. The record is from RefSeq and is a predicted model, not a curated record. The coding region runs from base 123 to 968 and encodes 281 amino acids. Gene Ontology annotation, biological process: negative regulation of neuron apoptotic process; positive regulation of nitric-oxide synthase activity; cholesterol catabolic process. Gene Ontology annotation, cellular component: intermediate-density lipoprotein particle; extracellular region.